This is a messenger RNA of Fusarium pseudograminearum CS3096, 1335 nucleotides long. RefSeq lists its product as uncharacterized. NCBI's taxonomy places the organism in Eukaryota, Fungi, Ascomycota, Sordariomycetes, Hypocreales, Nectriaceae. Gene Ontology annotation, molecular function: glycosyltransferase activity. The coding region runs from base 1 to 1335 and encodes 444 amino acids. The transcript has 3 exons. The record is from RefSeq and is a predicted model, not a curated record.
AUGGGUGAGGCAUCGUCGUUCGUCGCGGUGCGCUUGAUGAGGGUUAUCCCCAUCCUCGCAAUCCUCGGCGCUACCUAUUAUAUAUUCCUUACCUGCUUCGCCUCUUUCCAGGCCACAGACGUCCCCGUUCCCGAAGAAUGGAGGAAUCACGAUGCAGUCAUCGACGAGGUUGACGAAAUCACAGAAACCCUCACUCACGAUUCUGAUGUUAGGCCAACUCCUCAUAAACUCACCAUCGCUGAGAUCGAGGAUCUCGAAAACAAGGGAGAGUUUAUGGGCUUUGAGGACGAAGACGAAAUUGAUGUCUUUAUCAACUUGGACGAUGACGGCGACUGGGAGGAAGAUGAUCUCAAAAAGGAACUCGGCGAUGAGCUUGAAGGCGAUUUUGAGGACGAGGAGGAUGAAGAUUUUGGUGAUGACGACGAUGAUGUCGAUUGGUCGCGCUUUGCCUACAUUCAGUAUGUCACCAACGAGGACUACCUCUGCAACUCGGUCAUGAUCUUUGAGCAAUUGCAUCGCCUUGGUAGCAAGGCUGAUCGCCUACUCAUGUAUCCCAAGGAGAUGCUUGAGCCAGAUGCUGCGUACUCAAACAAACGCGGUGGACAACUUCUCAUCAGAGCCCGCGAUGAGUAUAACGUUACGCUUCAACCAAUUGAGAUCCAACAUCGCGAUGGACAAGAUGAAACAUGGGCCGACUCCUUCACCAAACUCCUCGCUUUCAACCAGACCCAAUAUGACCGAGUUCUCUCCCUUGACUCAGACAGUAUGGUCCUCCAACACAUGGACGAACUCUUCCAACUACCCCCCUGCCCCGUCGCCAUGCCCCGCGCCUACUGGCUCUACAACGAGAACCCUCCCAAGCGGAUUCUUUCAUCGCAGGUCAUGCUUAUCCAGCCCGACGACGUAGAAUUCGAGCGCAUCGUGCAAAAGAUGAACAGCAUCGGCCCCAACGACUACGACAUGGAGAUAGUAAACAGUCUGUACCUCGAUAGUGCUCUCAUCCUACCCCAUCGCAAGUACGACAUGCUCACGGCCGAGUUCAGAAACAAGGACCAUACCGCGUACCUAGGCAGCGAGCGCGAAAAGUGGGAUUCCACUGUUGCGUUGAGCGAGGCCAAGUUUGUGCACUUUUCGGAUUGGCCUGUCCCGAAGCCGUGGAUCAACGAUGUUGAGACUAGAUUGGCGAACCAGCCUGACUGUCCUGACGAUGAGACGAGUUGUCCUGAUAGAGAUAUCUGGAAUGGAUUCUACACUGACUUUACAGAUAACAAAAAGAGAGUUUGUGAAUCAGUGGGCAAAACUGGACAGAAAUGGAUACACUGGAGGAGACUGUAG